AAUUGGCAAUGUCAAAUGUAAAAUUGACAAUUUUGAACCAUUAUACUUUAAACAAGUAUAAAACUCAUUUUAGAACUUUUUUAUUUCGAAUAAACUACCCAAUGAUCGAAUAUCUGCAUACUCAAAGAUUUAUAUUUACGGUAUUUAACACUCGUGUUGUGUGUCGGACGAGUGUCCAGCGAGCACCGGCGAGUAAAUAGAUUGUAUAUUUUUUACAAGAACUAAAGGAUAUGCUUUAGUUAAUAUGGGCGAAGCGAAAGAAGAGAAGACAGCCCGCGAGCUUGAGUGGAUGAUAAGACCGUGUAUCAUGUACAAGGAUGAGCAUAACGAUUGCACCAGUAUAAAGGCUCGCUUCCAUCAAUACUUCAUCUACGGCGAAGCGAUUAACUGCGAUCAAUGGAAGACCGAUUAUAACAAUUGUUAUCAGUGGCAAAAGUACCAGUCGGAAGAGGCAUAUGACAAGUUGAUACAGAGUGAAAAGCAGCGCCGAGCGAAGCGAUUGCACGCGCAUUACGCGAACAACGUCUGGGAGAAGAGGGAGAGACCCCCAGAGAACUGGAACAAUCCUCUGCCCGAAUGGAUGCAAAAGAAGUUUGAAAAUUCGUAUCUGCACAUACGAAGCCAAGAGAUGAAGCAGGGCAUGGAGGUGUCCUCCCUUGACACAAAAUGUACUAUAUUAUAACGAUGGCUUUCUUAUCUUAAGAUUAAGCGUAGCUCUUGUGUAGAUAUAUGUAUUUAUUGUUUAAACCAAGUCAUAUGUGUACAGCAAUAUGUAUAUAUAUGUAGAAAGUUUUGCAGCCUGUGAGUAAAUGUGAAGACAUGUAAUAUUAGAUAUUUUAUCUCAAGGCGCGAUUGAGUGAGAAAUAAUCAAUUGUAAAAGUAUUCUUGUCUACAUCGAAGCGCAUUAAAUCUUUGAUAUUUGGGGCAAGUUUUUAACCCAUCAA
Molecule: messenger RNA, 944 nt
Organism: Monomorium pharaonis (pharaoh ant)
Lineage: Eukaryota; Metazoa; Arthropoda; Insecta; Hymenoptera; Formicidae
Product: UPF0545 protein C22orf39 homolog
Exons: 4
Coding region: 245-682 (145 amino acids)
Source: RefSeq, a predicted model, not a curated record